AUUAGUCGAUAGAGAAGGCCGUUGCACUUUUUCAGUUCAUAAAAAUUAAACUGCGACGUCUUGCAAAAUCUACAGUCUGUAGUGUCGUCCUCUGCUGAUGACGUCGCAAACGUAACUCUGUGAAUGUUCAUGCUCUGCUGUACUGGACCACAUCAUAUAUCACAUUAUACCAUAUUUCGACUUGAACUAAGGAAGUGAAAGCACCUGUUGAUGGCGGACGUGCUCCAGUGAAAUGACAGACCAGGGCAAUAACAAUCAGAACAUCUCACAAAAUCCAUUUGCAGCUCUCUUCAGUUCCCUAGCUGAUGCUAAGCAGUUUGCAUCUGGCCAAAAGCAACAAGGUCAAACUGAGCAGCGAUAUUCAGGGGAGAGCCAGUCUGAGUCAGAUAAUUCGGUCUCUGACAGCAUCGAUGACAACGAUGACUCUGUGGCAAAGAUCAGCCGAUCUUUUCGCUCACAUCAGGAGCUCUGUGAGCAGCUCAAUGUCAACCACAUGAUCCAGAGGAUCUUUCUUAUCACACUGGACAAUAGUGACCCCAGUCUAAGAGGUGGUAAUGGCAUCCCACCACGCUGUGUAUAUUUGGAGGAAAUGGCAGCUGAUCUUGAUGAUCAGGACUGGCUUGACAUGGACACCAUAGAGCAAGCUGUGUUCGCCAGACUGCUUCUGCAGGAACCUGGGAACCAUCUAAUUUACAUGACUUCCUGCAAUGUAGUGAACCUCUCGGCGGAUCGUGAUGCUGGGGAGAAACGUGCCGUACCUUACCUAUACGCCUGCUACCUGAGAGCUAAAGAGGAGGUCACAAAAGUCCCAGAGAAGCUGUUGUCGUAUGCUGUGCGAUGUAGAAACCUGACUGUGUCCAAUGCACGGACGGUGCUGCUGACUCCUGAGAUCUACAUCAGCCAGAAUGUAUAUGAGCAACUUCUGGAUCUGUUGUUGGAAGCUGUCAGAGAAGCUCGGCUUGAGGAAGUUGUGGAGUUUUUGGAGGAGGUCAUUGCUAGUCUGUUGGCUGACCAGGAGGUACGGACUUUUGGGGAGGUAAUGGUGCCAGUGUUUGAUAUUUUUCAAGGCCGAGUCAAAGACUUAGACCUCUGUCAGCUGCUGCUGUUUUCCUACCUGGAAAUUUUCCUGUAUUUCAGUCGACAAAAGGACAUUGCUAAGGUUUUAAUGGAGCACAUACAGCCUAAAGAUCCUAACAAUGGACUUCAGUACCAGAAGACUCUUUUAGGCACCAUCUUAAGUAUUUCUUGCCUGCUUAAAACUCCUGGUGUGGUUGAAAACCAUGGUUUCUUCCUUAAUCCUUCUCGCUUGAGCCCACAGGAAAUGAGAGUUCAAGAGUCAAAUAUACACCAGUUCAUAGGGCAAUUUCACGAUAAGCUGUAUCAGAUCCUGAAAAACUUGCUUCAGCAGUCCAGUGAGACACGUCACCUGCUGCUCUCGUGGUUGGGUGGUUGUCUGCACGCCAACAUGGGGCGGGCCAAAAUCUGGGCAAACCAGAUGCCUGAGAUAUUUUUCCAAAUGUAUGCUUCGGAUGCAUUUUUCCUAAAUCUGGGAGCUGCGCUGCUCAAGCUCUGCCAGCCUUUUUGUAAACCUUACUCUCCCAAACUCUUGACCUUCAACCCCACGUACUGCAUGUUCAAGGACCUGAGUGAGGAAGAGCGCCGCAACAGAAACGUGCAUGCGAGAGGUUUGGACAAGGAGACCUGUCUGAUACCUGUUCCCCCUCAACAAACAAUUGAAUUUGCCCAGUCGUACAGCCUUCUCACAGAGAACCUUAUCCUUACACAGCUUACAAUGUACUUGGGCUUUCAUAGACUACAUGAUCAGAUGGUGAAGAUGAAUCAGUCUCUGCAUCGGCUGCAGGGGACAUGGCGAGACACGCAGCUGAGCGGAGGACCGGCUGCAGAAUUGCAGGAACAGUUUGAACGACUUAUGACAGUCUAUCUCUCCACCAAGGCCGCUACCACGCACCCCACCAUGCUGCAACACUGCCUCAACCUCCAAGUCUCAUGCGCCACCUUGCUGGUCCAGCUCAGCUUGGGCAACCAAGGCUCAGAGCACAUUUCGCUCUCGUUUCCCCUGCCUCCACUUGAAAACAGUCUGCUGUGCUUUGUGCCAGAGUUUUUUGUCGAAAACAUGGGUGAUUUCUUCAUAUUCCUUCGCCGGUUUGCUGAUGAGGUUUUGGAGUCAUCGGCAGAAAGUUUAGAACACGUCCUGACCUUCAUCACUGUGUUCAUGGGCAGCGUUGAGAGAAUGAAGAAUCCUCAUUUGCGAGGAAAAUUGGCAGAGGUUCUCGAGGCUGUGAUGCCUCAUAUGGAGUCUGUGUCACCCGGAACUGCCCAACCCAUCAUGUUUCAGCGCCAAAGGGUGUUCAGCUCAUAUCGACAUGCACCUCAACUCGCUGAAGCCCUGAUAACCGUGUUCGUGGACAUAGAGUUCACCGGUGAUCCUCAUCAGUUUGAGCAGAAGUUUAAUUACAGACGGCCAAUGUAUGCCAUUUUGAAGUACAUGUGGGGAGAAAUAAAUUACAGGGAGAGCAUAAAGCAUCUGGCAGAUUAUGCAUCUGAAAACCUUGAGGCCAUGAAUCCACCACUCUUUCUAAGGUUUCUGAAUCUGCUCAUGAAUGAUGCCAUCUACUUACUUGAUGAAGCUAUACAGUACUUAAGUAAGAUCAAAAUCCUCCAGCUGGAGAGGGAUCGGGGGGAGUGGGACAGUCUCGGACCUGACGCCCGCAGAGAGAAAGAAUCAAGUCUGCAGAUGUUUGGACAGCUGGGUCGCUUCCACAACAUCAUGUCAAAUGAGACCAUUGGCACCUUGGCUUUCCUCACAUCCGAGAUUAAAGGACUUUUUGUUCACCCGUUUCUUGCUGAGAGGAUCAUCUCCAUGCUCAACUACUUUUUGCAGCACCUGGUAGGCCCCAAGAUGGGCGCUUUGAAGGUGAAAGACUUUAGUGAAUUUGAUUUUAAGCCUCAGCAGUUGGUGUCUGACAUCUGUACCAUUUACCUAAACCUGGGGGAUGAAGAAAAUUUUUGUGCCACUGUCCCAAAAGAUGGGAGGUCGUAUUCUCCCACUCUCUUCUGUCAAACUGUCCGUGUCCUCAAGAAAAUCAACAAGCCUGGCGAUAUGAUUGUGUCUUUUAGUCUCCUAGCAGAUAAAAUUAAGUCUCUGGCAGACAAGCAUCAGCAGGAGGAGGAGACUUACUCUGAUGCUCCAGAUGAAUUUCUGGAUCCGAUCAUGUCUACCUUGAUGCUUGAUCCGGUUCUGUUGCCUUCUUCAAAUGUUACAGUGGACCGUUCAACAAUAGCACGGCAUUUACUAAGUGACCAGACAGACCCGUUCAACCGCAGUCCACUCACUAUGGAUCAGAUCAGACCUAAUGAAGAGCUUAAGCAACAGAUCAUAAAGUGGCUUGCUGAACAUAAGCAAGGAAACCAACAAAUGGGACCCAGUGGCUAAACCACAUUAUUCCCUUCCCCCAGCACAGGCAUGUGUAUGACUAAGCCAUUCAGAUGAUUCUGACCAUUCUCAUACUGCUUUCAAAAACAGUACAUUUUAAGCACACAUGAAGGAACACGUCUACAUCCGUGGUGUUAUUGUACUCAUCAAAGGUCAAAUGCAAAUCUCUGAAUGCCAUAUCAUUGUAGCAUAUUAGACUAUCUGCUUUGUCAAACUAUUUGGAGGAUCUUCUAACCUUUGGGUCUCAUGCAGUCAACUCAAAUCACUGUUGUUCACAUCCCAAGAUGGGAUUUAUAGAGAAGUAUAUUUGAUUUGCUUUCCGGGUCAAUGCAUUUGCCCUGACUCUAACUAAUAUGUGUGAAAUAUUUUAUAUGCAUUGCUUAUACAUAAACAGUUUCAAGUUCAUGUGUUUAUAUUUCCUCAUUGGAUUUUAAGAGAAAGGGCUUUGGCAGUAAAAAUGUAUGAUACAUAUAUUAAUCAGUUUUGUAUUCCUGUAUGUUUUAAUUUCAUGGUCUAAAAUGAUGUUUUUUCAGCAAUGCAUCAAUCACAUCUUUGGUUUUGGGGUGAUCAGUAACUACCAUUUGUUAAAAUGUUUUACCUUUUUUCCAUUAUAAAUGUUUUAUGCUGGAAACUUAUAUAUUAAUAUGCACUUUUAUAAGACUCAUUAAGAAUAUCGAGCUCUUGUUAAAAUGUUGGGAAUUAUCCCAUUAUAUUUUACAAGAAGCUAUAGUGUCUUUUUAGCAGUGCAAUAUGUCCCAAAUGAUGACUAAUUUGAUUGCUGAGUCAGAGCUCACAGUUUUAGUGACCUCAUCUCAUGCAGAAUGACAUCACGCCUCUUUUGUUAACAGUUGUGAAACUGCAUGCUCUCAGAGGUUGGACCUUGCUACUGAAAUUUGUCUGAAAAGAUGACGCUGAUAAGACGCUGUCCUUCCUUUAGCUGUGAAAGUUUCAAAACAAUGACCUAUCGCCAUUGAGGCUUAUAUAGAUUAUGUCUGCAUUUGUAUGUUCUUUGAAAUAGUUUCAAUUAGUUUUAGUUGAUUUGAAGUCUUUCAAAAUCCAAAGCUUCCUCAUUUUCUGAAGACCUCACCUAAUCAAUGGAUUUGACCCCAAAAGUAAACAAUGCUUCAGGGUCUGUUGCAAUGUUCCUGUCUGUUGGGUUGUGCAUAAGCAGACUCAUUGGCCAUAAUGGAUCUUUUAAACUUACUGAUUAUAUUUUUAGUUUUGAAAGAUUUGUGUGAAAUAAAAGUAUUUUAGUUAAUAAUAAUAACACCCCCUUUUUUUAAAAUACAGAUUGAAUGCUACAUAGACUAGAUGACUAAAUUAAUGAUUUUAUUUACUUGCAGUCUUAAAAUCUUUGGUCUUACUAAAAUUAAAUAAAUGCAUGACUGUGUUUUAUUUUGGACAAAUUUUACAUGAUAUUGUGCUCACUGGCUUGUUUAUUGGAUACAGAUGAAAAGUCUAUGUAUUGUAAUUAAAAAUGUUCUGAAUAA
This is a messenger RNA of Misgurnus anguillicaudatus (oriental weatherfish), 4944 nucleotides long. It is a transcript of the gene ube4a, whose product is annotated as ubiquitination factor E4A (UFD2 homolog, yeast). Gene Ontology annotation, biological process: protein polyubiquitination; ERAD pathway; ubiquitin-dependent protein catabolic process. Gene Ontology annotation, cellular component: ubiquitin ligase complex; cytoplasm; nucleus. Gene Ontology annotation, molecular function: ubiquitin-ubiquitin ligase activity. NCBI's taxonomy places the organism in Eukaryota, Metazoa, Chordata, Actinopteri, Cypriniformes, Cobitidae. The record is from RefSeq and is a predicted model, not a curated record.